AUGAUCGUACGUCAGACGCGACGAUAUAGGUCAGGAGACCACAGGGCGGUGGCUGAAUUUCAGGGGCCGCUGGGAAGGGUAGUGGGUGUGGGCGGAAGGCGCUGGAGGAGAGACAAAGCGUCCUUGGUCAUCACGGCCGUCACUCAAAGCGAUGGGGGCAUCUACAUCUGCCUGGCCUUAAACAGCAAGGGAGAUGGGCACUCCAACGCUGUCCUUCUCAGAAUAGCCCAUAUUCCCCAGUGCAAAGAACCCAAGGAGAAGAACUUAGUGGUGGCCGCUAACACCUCAAUCAACCUCACCUGCGAAAUGGACGCCCUCCCGAGGAACCUGACCUUCACCUGGACCAUGGUCGACGUGCCCCCCUCUUCACCAUCCCGGUCUGAUCGACCUGACGCCGGGUCACUCCUCCGACGGGGGGCCGUGGUUAUUAACGCCUUCCCCGGGGUUCGCGGGGAGGAUGGCGGUGGCUCCUCCGAGGAGGCUCCGGAGGGGUCGAUUCUGCAGCAUCGGGUCGAUCCUUCCGAUUCGAGGCGGUCGAUUCUGACCCUUACCCCGACGGCGCCCGUGCAGCUCUUCUGCUACGCCCGCAACAGGCUCGGGCGGACUAGGAUACCCUGCACCUAUACCCUGGCGACUGUUGAACCGCCGGAAUCUCUGAAAUCGUGCAACGUCACGGCGGUCGAGACCAAAAGAAUAGAGGUCAGGUGCGAUGAUCCGGCGCCCGCCAGGGAUACCACCGAUUCGAAUGUGGUGCCUUUAAUCAACUACUCCCCUGGGCUGAGCUUCGUCAGGUCAUCUGAGGUCAGGACUACGGCUAAUAUGCAGGUUGGUUACUUUUAUUAUUAUUAUUAUUAUUAUUAUUAUUAUUAUUAUUAUUAUUAUUAUUAUUAUUAUUAUUAUUAUUAUUUUGUCGGAACGCUCUUGGCAAACGUGAGUGGAGACCGCCCUGAAUUCGACGUGGGCGGUCUGCCGGCUGGGGCCUCCCUCAAGCUCGUGCUGUAUGUCGUCUCCCCUCACGCCCGCUCCAAACCCGUCUACAUGUACGCCCAGACAUUUCCCAAGAUAUCUAUUCACUUGACGGACCCGUCACUCACCGACCCGGAACUCGACGACUUCCCGGGUGACUACGACGGUUUCUGGGACGCCCUGGACGUACGACGGUUUCUGGGACGACCUGGACGGCACCAUAGGCGGGGUGGUGGCUGGAGCCUGCGGGAUGGUGGUCAUCCUCUCGGGGGUGAUCAUCUUCAUCUGGUUCCGCCAGAGGGCGGCGCGGAGGAGAAGGAGGAGGAGGAGGGAGGACGAAGCAGUCCCGCGUCUUUCCCUUCAGCUCUUUCCUAG
Macrobrachium nipponense is the source of this 1341-nucleotide messenger RNA. RefSeq lists its product as uncharacterized. Bases 1 to 1341 code for a protein of 446 amino acids. The record is from RefSeq and is a predicted model, not a curated record. The transcript has 6 exons. Lineage: Eukaryota; Metazoa; Arthropoda; Malacostraca; Decapoda; Palaemonidae.